AUAUUGCGGAAUUACAUCAAGAUAUUUUAAUUACUGCAAUAAUAUUAUGGUACUUCCGUUUGGUUGCCGUCGAUUAUCGCGAGCAUUGGUCCGCCGAAUACGAAAAAUCCUAUGCAUGGUUAAGCUCACAGGUGGCAAAUAAAGACAUUGAGUUGAAACUUAUGGAAUCUGCAAGAUCAUUUGUUGAGCAAAAUUACAAUGUCGAAGAAGAAGCUAAAGAGUUAGACUACGAUUAUCAAGAGGGUAUAGUUAAACCAAAAGAAAGGGAAGAAGAAAUCUUUGCAGAAAAAAUAGUCGAACAAAAAGAAGAGGAUGGAACCGUUACAAAAGAUACGAAGUCGUGGACUAAGAAAGCACUUUCUACUAUUUUUGGAAAACCACAUACAUCUAACAGGAGCCUUGAAACGCAUAUUGAAAAUGCAAUCUUUUCUGAUGUUGGUGACCACGAUCAUCAUGAAAAAGAGGUCGCCUUAACUACUGCUCGAUCAAAUGUUACUGUCGAAAAAAUCAAAUUCAUUAUAACAAAACAAAAAAACAAUGGAUGCUUUGACCUAAGCGAAACUCUUAUCAAAGAGUUAGAUGUUCCUGCAAAAGAGGUCGUGGCAGAUGUUCAAACAUACACCACAAAUGAAAAAUUAAAGAAACCCGAAUCAACAUAUUGGUGGACAACAGCGUUAACUCUUAGUUAUCUCAAGAAUGCCGCAUCUCAACAUGAAGGAGAAUGGAGGGAUAAGUAUAAUAAAGCACGAGAAUACCUUACGGUACAGAUUGGCGAUGCGGAAGCCGAAAAAGAGUUAAUCGAGAUUUCAGAAAAAUAUGUAAUUAAGAAAGUCAUUAGAAAGGUUACCGUAGAGAAAAAGAGAACAGCCAUAGUUACAAUUCGGGAAUCAACCACUCCAGAAGUUAUUAAAUCCGUUGUUUCUAAACAAGGGGACGAUGGUGCAUUCGAAAUUAACGAAAUAGUUACAAAAGAACUUGAUGUUUCCUCAUCUGAAGAUCUUAUAUCUUUGGCUCAAAGCACAACAUCUAGCGAUGCUAUUAAAUCAUCUGAUUCAUCUGUAUGGAAGACUGCUCUUAUGAUUGGAUAUCUUCAGACAGUUGCUCCUCAUCAUGAACACAUCUGGAAAGAAAAAUAUAACAGAGCCCGAGAGUAUCUUCACAGCAAACUUAAUAAUCCAGAAUUAGAAGAAGAGAUUAUCAGUGUCUCUACUAAGGUUGUUGUUAAAAAGACGACCGAAAAGGUGGUAAAAGAACAAAGAAAGACUGCAGUAGAGGUCAUUCAAUCGGCUACAACACCGGAGGCCCUUCAUUCUGUCACGUCCGAACAGAAAGAAGAUGGUUGUAUCCAUCUAAGUGAGACCACACAAAAAGCAUUAAAUCUUCCAUCAACCGAAACUCUAGUAACAACCGUGCAAAAAUAUACUACCAAUGAAAAACUGAAGAAACCCGAAUCAACAUCUUGGUGGACAACUGCCGUAAAUCUUAGUUAUCUAAAAAAUGCAGCUUCUCAACAUGAAGGAGAAUGGAAGGAAAAAUAUAAUAAAGCUCGAGAAUAUCUCUCUUCUCAAAUUGGAGAUGCCGAUACAGAAAAGGAAUUAUUAGAAAUCACCGAUAAGUAUGUAGUUGAUAAGAUAACACAUAAAGUCAUCGAAGAUCACAAUCAAGAAAUAAUUGCUAUUGAAAAGGAAAAGAAGGAAAAGAGAGAUAGCAUUCUUGGAAAUAUUACUGGUGGUUUAACGACCAUAUAUAAAACUACCACAGAUACCGUUAAAGAUCUUGGAAAACACGUAGAACAAGCUCUUACUUUCGAUACAGACGAUCAUGAUCAUCAAGAGAAAGCUGCCGCCUUAAUAGUUGUUCAAUCUAAUACCACGCCCGAAAAAACCAAAUCGAUUGUUACAAAACAAAAAAAUAAUGGAUGCUUUGAAUUAAGCGAAACAGUAGUUAAAGAAUUAGAUGUUCCUGCAAAAGAAGUUGUAACUACUGUUCAGACGUACACCACAAAUGAAAAAUUAAAGAAACCCGAAUCAACAUCUUG
This is a messenger RNA of Acaulospora morrowiae, 2038 nucleotides long. Lineage: Eukaryota; Fungi; Glomeromycota; Glomeromycetes; Diversisporales; Acaulosporaceae. The record is from the annotation of a GenBank genome assembly.